Messenger RNA from Diabrotica virgifera virgifera (western corn rootworm), 859 nucleotides. RefSeq lists its product as uncharacterized. The record is from RefSeq and is a predicted model, not a curated record. The transcript is spliced from 5 exons. NCBI's taxonomy places the organism in Eukaryota, Metazoa, Arthropoda, Insecta, Coleoptera, Chrysomelidae. Bases 5 to 859 code for a protein of 284 amino acids.
GAUAAUGUUCCGUAAAGGACUAUCGGAAGACGAACUUCGCAGACUUGCUGAGGAGAGUGACUUUAGUGAUAGUAGUAUGUCUGAAAGUACGUUUUAUGAUUCUGAUGCCGAUCCAGUGUACAAUGAAAAUGUUACUGAUGGUUCUUCAGACUCAUACAGUAGUGAAUAUGAGUCUCGUAGAAAAAAAGCUAAAAUUUGCAAACAAACACAAAAUUGCAAAGAAUUUACUGCAGGUUCUAGUUCUAACCAAAAGGAGGCUGAUACAAGAAGGAUAGAAAAAGCUGAAUCUGCAAACGUUAGCCUGGAAGCUGUUAUUGACGAUGUAUCAAGAAAUAAAAUAACUGCAGGUCCUAGUUGUAUCCAAAAGGAGGCUGAUACAAGAAGGAUAGAAAAAGCUGAAUCUGCAAACGUUAGCCUGGAAGCUGUUAUUGACGAUGUUGUAUCAAGAAAUAAAAUAACAUGGAGCGAUGUGCCAAAUCCAGAUGAUCUCAAUAAGUUCGAACUAUCAUUUACUUCAGGAAUAAAUCAGGAAGAACUCGCAAAACUUACUGACCACAAACCAAUAGAUUUCUACCUACUGUUUAUCGACCGUCAAGUGCAAGAUUUGUUUAGUGAAACUUUGAGUGAAAAUACUGUGCAAAAUAUUGCUGCUAAUAUUACUGUGGUUGAAAACAUUACAGAAGAAACAUUGUCUGAGACAGACUCAUCAGAGUAUUUAAGUAGUUCAGAGCAUGAAACGACUUUAGUUGAAACAGAGCAGAAUAACACUUUAAUAAGUAAUAAUUGCUCUGAUAUACCUGACUCAAGUAAUGCAACUUCGCAGGAAGUUAUAGUAUUUACAUAUACAACUGUUAAGUGA